AUGGACAGAGUGAUGAAUAUAGUUUUGUUUUCAAAAAGAAGAGUAGAUGGUUUAAAAGAAGAGCAAGGAUUUGAUGGACGAAUUGUGUUGUAUCCCAGCAACCAAAAUUUAAAGGACUACCUCAGCUGGAGGCAAGCAGAUUGCCAUAUUAAUAAUCUUUAUAAUACAGUGUUUUGGAUGCUUGUACAGCGAAGUGGUUUGACACCAGUGCAAGCACAGAAAGGAACUUUGGCUGGAGAUAAGAAUGAAAUCUUAUUUUCUGAAUUCAACAUCAACUACAACAAUGAACCUUUGAUGUAUAGAAAAGGAACUGUCUUAAUAUGGCAGAAGAUUAAUGAAGUCAUGACUAAGAAAAUAAAACUGCCAAAGGAAACGGAAGAAAAGGAAGUUGAAGUGAGCCGGACUAAGACUAAAGUCGUUCCCCUGCACUGUGACAUUAUUGGGGACCAGUUCUGGGAGGAAUAUCCUGAGAUUCUGGCUGCGGAUAGUUGAUAUCUCUGAUAAGUAUAACUGGUAGUUUACGUUUUGCUCUGCUUGGGUUGUUGGCAAGUGAGGAGUAUGAAUGGUGGCUGGCAGAGUUUAACCUGUAACCCUCUUCAAAACUACGUUGGUUUUAGCACUGUUGUUGCCUGAAAAAAGGACACUGGUAUGUUGUCUGACAUACAAGGGUAUGCCCAUAUGGAAAACCUAAAUUCGUAUUGUAUUUUGAAUGUUAAGAACUCAUCAUAAAUUAAGACUGCUCCUUGUACAUGCAUAUAUGUAGAAAAAGUGUAUAGAAAUUUCAUGCAUUUCUAUAGCAUUUAAACCAUGAGGUAUUUUACUGAACUGCUGAACUAUAAAAAAACCUUGCAUAUUUGAACUGACAAAAGCAGAAGAGAAAAUGAUUCUUUUGAUUUUCGUUUCAGCUGAGACGGUCCAGAAUACUUCAACUGGCACUUAGUAUUAAAUUUCAAGGCUAGUGUGUUUAGUCAGAUUAGUGACAAACUGUUCAAAUGCCUCAUGUGUCUGAUUCUUACAGAAAGGAAAUGGAGUAGCUCAGCAGUUUCCUGUGACUGAUUUUAAAAGCUUUUGUCAAAUGUACAGGAUUUUUAUACUUUUUAAAAA
This is a messenger RNA of Aptenodytes forsteri (emperor penguin), 1104 nucleotides long. It is a transcript of the gene THG1L, whose product is annotated as tRNA-histidine guanylyltransferase 1 like. Gene Ontology annotation, molecular function: tRNA guanylyltransferase activity; magnesium ion binding. Lineage: Eukaryota; Metazoa; Chordata; Aves; Sphenisciformes; Spheniscidae. The record is from RefSeq and is a predicted model, not a curated record. The coding region runs from base 1 to 492 and encodes 163 amino acids. The transcript has 5 exons. Gene Ontology annotation, biological process: tRNA modification.